This is a messenger RNA of Drosophila ficusphila, 2264 nucleotides long. RefSeq names its product RING finger and CHY zinc finger domain-containing protein 1 (gene Rchy1). The record is from RefSeq and is a predicted model, not a curated record. The transcript is spliced from 6 exons. The coding region runs from base 511 to 1710 and encodes 399 amino acids. NCBI's taxonomy places the organism in Eukaryota, Metazoa, Arthropoda, Insecta, Diptera, Drosophilidae. Gene Ontology annotation, biological process: protein ubiquitination; ubiquitin-dependent protein catabolic process. Gene Ontology annotation, molecular function: zinc ion binding; ubiquitin protein ligase activity. Gene Ontology annotation, cellular component: nucleus.
UCCACUUCGCUCAGUUGGAAAUCGAAGCUCGCGCCGCACGAAUCCGCGGAAUUUGGGAGUCCAAUCCGCGAGUUGAACGCGGAUUUUGAUUUGUCGCCGUUGUCGUGGCUUUUUAAUUCAAUUGACGAUUUCGAGCCGCGAGCUCCAAACUGCGAUCUCCUCCGCGUGGCUGCCCAGUGUCACACCUGUGCGAGCAGCUUGGGCAACCGAAAAUUCGACGGCGACAAACCAUGAAUACACAAGGAAAUGUUGCAUAAACGAAGGUUAGUCCCGCUCGCGUAAAAGGGAAAGAGAGUUCGACUUUUCGACUUUUCGGAUUUAAGCCUGCCCACGUCAACGGGGCGGAUACAAAGUCUACAUGUGUCACAACAGCAACAUCGGCAUCAGCAAGUAAUUGAAGUGCUGCGCGGCGGCAAUUGAAGGGGCAGCAAUUAACAAAGACCACUGCAACUUAGAGGAAUAGUGGAAAAUCACUUGUGUAUUCAAAAGACAUUUAGCUCCUGCAACAAAAUGAAGAACCGCCAGCGGCCGCGCCGAAUAUCGCUAAAUGAAAACCACAACAAAUACUCGGGCAGCGGCAACAUCGAUGUACAAAUAUUUACCAAUACAAAGGAGCCCAAUCAAGUCAAUUUAAAUUCAUCGUCAAAGCUGCUGACAACUACAGUAACGACGACCUCAGCGGAGGCUGUGGCUGCUGCUGUGGCUACUUCUCCGUCUGCUUCUCCGGCUGCUUCUGCUCAUCCCGCUCAUCCAGCUCCGCUUCCAGUUGCUCAGAUAGCGCAGCCCACGACGGGAAUGACGGGGAAGUGCCUGCCGCCGCAAGCCAAGCUGCGGAAAUCCAAAUCGACACCGAGUCUCAACUUCGAAGGCAGCCAGCCCAUGGCGGAGGAGCCCCACUGUCACCGCGUUUCCCCCUUUCCACGGGACCCCGAUCCACCGGAGUCACUGCGCUUCGGCUGUGCCCACUACAAGCGACGGGCCAUGUUUGUGACUCCCUGCUGCAACAAGUUCUACAAAUGCCGAUUUUGCCAUGACGAGAACGAGACGCACCACUUCGACCGCAAAACACUCACGGAGCUGAUCUGCUCCGAGUGCAACACGCGGCAAACAGUUCGCGAGCAGUGCGAGAACUGCGGAGUUCGGUUUGGAAAGUAUACUUGUCUGAUCUGCAACCUCUUCGACGACGCGGACAAGCAGCAGUACCACUGCCAUGGGUGCGGAAUCUGCCGGAUCGGCGGAGCGGAGAACUUCUUCCACUGCGAGGUCUGCAACAUGUGUCUGCCCAUCCAGCUGAAGAUCGAUGGCCACAGGUGCGUGGAGAACAUCUCGAGGUCCCACUGUCCGGUGUGCCUGGGCGACAUCCACACCUCGCGCAUCCCCUGCCACAUCCCCGACUGCGGCCACCUGCUGCACAAGAUGUGCUUCGACCAGCUCCUGGCCUCCGGCCACUACACCUGUCCCACCUGCCAGACCUCGCUGAUCGACAUGACCGCCCUGUGGGAGUACCUCGACGACCAGGCCCUGCGCAUGCCCGUGCCCCUCAAGUACGAGAACCAGAGGGUGCACAUCUUCUGCAACGAUUGUCACAAGACUUCGAAAACCAAAUUCCAUUUCAUUGGGCUCAAAUGCAUGCAUUGCGGUGCGUAUAAUACGACGCAGGAUGUGAAGCGUCGCCUCUCCCUGGUCACCGAUGAGCCAUCCUCGGCGUGAUGUCCACCGAUCCACAGCACAUCCGCAUCAGAAGCAGCAUCCACAUCCACAUUCGCAUCAGCAACAGCAACAGGAAAUCUCUUGCCAUGCUACCCACACGUUAAGAAACUUAUUUGUUACCUAAACACAACACAACUGAAAUCGAAACGCAUUGAAUUUAGACCAAAUUCGAGCUGGUAUCGAAUAUAAACAAAGCAACUACAAACAAAAGGCUCCCCAAUCAUUCGGGUGUGCUCUCGAAACCCCUGGAGACUUAAAAGUAUUAAAUAGGGAAGUGGAAUAGUUAGUUUCAAUAUUGUGAUAGGCAUGUAACAAAAAUGUAUCCUAAUUGAGUUUUUAAAUCUCUAGGGGGUUCAACAGCCCCAACAUUUUAUACACAUUACACAUUGGUUUAUACAAAAUUUCACUCGAAUUUUUAAGUAUUGUAUCUGCAAAAAUCUUUUUAUGUAAAUCUCGAAUUUCCCCGCGCAAAUUACAUUUUAGAAAAGAACCUCUUUAAACUCCUUAAAAUCCGUUACGUAUGAAUUCUCAAUAAAAAACGAGAACGAAAACAA